GAACACUAAUUGCAGUCAUUGGGCACCAAAGAUUGCAAGGUGAGGAGUCCAUAAUCCAAGAGAAGGUGAGUCUACUAUUUCAAUGUCCUGUUUCUGUAGCUUUCUAAUGGAAGAUGAGAACCAUGAUAUGAGAAUUUGUUAAAGACAAUGUGAGCUGUAUGAUACUUUGUGACAUUAUUAUACUGAAUUUAUAGAAUCAUAUGGUUUUUUCUUCUAGAGGUUUUGUUACCAUAGGCUGAGUUAAAUCAUUUUGCUUGCAAUCAAUACUAAAUGCAGCUGAUCAGCUUGUGUUCAUGGUCUCAGAAAAUCAAUAUAAAGGUGUUCUAGAUGGUUAUAUUCCUGUUCUAAUACAAUCUGUAAAUAGCAGAGACUUUUCUUGCUCAUUGCUAAUUCUCUAUGAUUUAUUGUAGUAGGUGUCUUAUUUUGUCAUUGCUCUCUUAAUUUGAUAUUCCUUCCUUAAAUCUUAACUGCAACUGAAAUCAUGUUAACCUUAGAGUUUAUAAUAUUUCUUUUUUUCUUUUUUACCAACAUUCAUAGUGCUUGUUAAGUUUUUUCCUUUCUAAUGCCUUUGCCUUCUUUUCUCAACGCUCUUGUUCCUUGUUUAAGGGAAAAAAAAAAGGCUUAAAGUCCUGACUCAUAUAUUUUGUGUGGUGUUGCAGAGGAAAGCUGUUCUCACAUAUAUUUUGAUUGCUGCUCAGUAAGUUUGGGAUUCAUAGCUAGUAGCUGGGAAGUUGAAUGGAGUAGGCUCAGGAGAAUUUGUGGAUUGAGGAACAAUAGAACUAGGAAUCUAUG
Rubroshorea leprosula is the source of this 792-nucleotide messenger RNA. The record is from the annotation of a GenBank genome assembly. Lineage: Eukaryota; Viridiplantae; Streptophyta; Magnoliopsida; Malvales; Dipterocarpaceae.